CUGACUUUUAUUGUUGUCUAAUUGGAGAUGAAUAAUCCAUUGUCUUCAAGAUAAUAAAGAUUUAUUAAAAAUUCGUUUUAAAAACCAUUAGAAUAUAGUUUAAAAAUAUUUUAUAUGUAUGUAUAACUGGAGUAAAAAUGUCUUGCUUUGGCUGCGGUAAGAAAUAUGGACUUUUCACAAAAGAGCACGGUUGUCCCAGUUGUGGCUACUCCUACUGCAUUAAAUGCUUGAAGCGUCCUAUGCCCGUACCACGACACGGUGGUAAAGUGUUGAACGUGUGCUUAAUAUGUUAUGAUAAACUUUCCAAGUUGCAAGCGACGGAAAAGGUCAUUGACGUCGAAGCAUUGCCUGGCGUUUUGGUGACAAAGUCAAAGGGCAAUAACAGCACUGAUCCGCUCGUGGCAGCAGCUGCAGCGUUGUUGGAAGAUGAUCCACCACCUGACUUGGGCGAAGUGUUGGCUCCUGUUUCAACUGCUACAGCUACGACUGCUGAUGCUACACAUUCCACUGCAGAAAAUGCGGAAAUCGAAGAAAAUCUGGAUUCUGUAAUUUCAAAACGUUUAAAAGAUCUAAAAACUAUUGAAAAUCCUUCAACGGAUGAGGAGAUACGCGCAAGACUCGCUUUGCUAAAUGGCAUGCCACAAAAGGAUUACUCCAAGAAAGAUCUAUUGCUCGCCACAGAUGAGCGUACAGAUCAGCAAAAGAUGCAAGAUCUAUUAGAACAAUUUAUGGGUGAAGCGCAAAUCGAUCGGCAAGUAGCGGAUGAACGCAAUGACGCGAUUUCGGAUAUAGAACGACGCUUGCGAGCGCUUAGAGAGCAGCCAGUAGAUGGCGUGGGUGCAAUACAAAAAGAGCACUCGCCAGAUAACAACACACCUAGUGAUAAUGAAGACGAUGAAACGGUCUUGAAGGCCGUUAUGACAAAGUAUUUGGCGGAAGCACGCUUACCCUCCGAACUCGAAACAGAGCUGGCGGCUGGGGUGCCGCCUCCGCCAGCGGGCACGCGUCCCGCCGAUUUGGAGGAGCUGCCCUGGUGUAACAUCUGCAACGAAGAUGCGGUGUUUCGUUGUAAAGGUUGCGAUGGUGAACUCUUUUGUGCGCAAUGCUAUCGCGAGUGCCAUGACGAUGAUGAAGAGUAUCGUGCGCAUGAGAAGGUAUCCUAUUCUGCGCCACCAAAAUUUAAAGAAAAUCACUUUUAACAUAAAGCAACUGUGCAAUGCUAACGGAACUUAACCAAAAAAUAGUUUAAUGCUUGUGUUUAUGUAUUCGUACAUUUUAUUGAUACAGACAUGUAACACAUAUUUAUUUGUAUUAUACGGUAAGCUGGUUUUUAAAACAAUGGGAAGUAAAAAAAAUCAAAAGCACGUAUAAAACUUCUAAACGAUGAAUGAUUUUGCUAUAAUUACUUUAUAAUAGCUUAGCGUAUUGCAUAAAUAUAUUUUAAAGAUAUGAUUUGAACAGUUGUAUAUGCUUUGAAAACAACAAACAAUUACAUAUAUUAAACUUUAACUGUAAAAUUA
Molecule: messenger RNA, 1520 nt
Organism: Bactrocera dorsalis (oriental fruit fly)
Lineage: Eukaryota; Metazoa; Arthropoda; Insecta; Diptera; Tephritidae
Product: abscission/NoCut checkpoint regulator
Exons: 4
Coding region: 138-1199 (353 amino acids)
Biological process (GO): mitotic cytokinesis checkpoint signaling; abscission
Cellular component (GO): midbody; cleavage furrow; centrosome
Molecular function (GO): metal ion binding; phosphatidylinositol-3-phosphate binding
Source: RefSeq, a predicted model, not a curated record